Messenger RNA from Nematocida ausubeli, 786 nucleotides. RefSeq lists its product as uncharacterized. Gene Ontology annotation, molecular function: rRNA binding. The record is from RefSeq and is a predicted model, not a curated record. Gene Ontology annotation, biological process: maturation of LSU-rRNA from tricistronic rRNA transcript (SSU-rRNA, 5.8S rRNA, LSU-rRNA); ribosomal large subunit assembly. The transcript has a single exon. Lineage: Eukaryota; Fungi; Microsporidia. Gene Ontology annotation, cellular component: nucleolus. Bases 1 to 786 code for a protein of 261 amino acids.
AUGAAAAAAGACAAGAAGCCAUGCGUUAUUGAGCCCAGUAAGAAGCUUUUAAUCAUUUCACCAUCUCCAAACACACAGUGCAUACAGCCUCUGAUUACAUUCUUUAUGAAUAUAAAGCACAACGCGGUGAAGUACACAGACAAAGACGGAUCGCACCAGCCAACCACCUCUAACUCUUCUGUGUCAAACGGAUGUCUGGAGGCUCUUUUAAAGAGGCUGGACUGCUCUCUAUUUGUAUACAUUUAUACGAACAAGAGCCACGAGGCAAGAAUGAUUAUAGGAAGAACACACGAGUUUAGAAUUGUAGAGCUAGCGCAGUACAAAGUUACGCAUGCGCUUACAAAUAUGAAUAUUCUGAAAAAUAUGCUGCAUGUUCUGCUUGUGCAUAGGAAUGCAUACACAGACCCGCUGAAGCUAAACCUGCUUUUAGAUCUUCUUCAAAGCGGGCCACCGCCAUCUGUUGGGCUGGGCAUGAUUAAGUAUGCAAUUGGUAUAGAUCUGUGCGAUAAUACAAUCAUGCUGGACAUGAUGGAGGUAGAGCCAGCGCCUUUCAAACUCACACCAAUUGCGCCAACAAUCACUUUGGAGAUAAUUGAGGAGCACCGAAUGGGCUUGGCAGACCAGAAGGAAAAAUGCAAGCAGAUUAGACAGACAGAAAAGAAGGUGAAAAACGUGGAAAGAGGCAUUUUGAACAGCACUCUAGGUGUACUGCACUUAGAAAAACAGGACCUGAGAGAAAUCCAGCUUAGCAAAGGGCGUGCCUUCAAGAAGGUAGGGAAAAAGUGA